AUGCUCAUCAGCCUACGAUUCUGCUUGUCGGCGUUUCUUGCCUUGUGCGUCACCACUGCGAACUCGCUACCCUUCCAAUUCAGUCUUGCCCCAAUCACAAAACACCUACCGACUAUAUCGCCACGCCAAGUUGGCAACGGUGUCAAUGGUAACCAGACCGGUAACUCUGGGUCGAUCAGCUCUGGAGGAAUCGGCGAUGGAAACGGUGUUGGUUUCGCCGGAACCGGAAAUGACAUAGACACAGGUAAAGACCUUUCUGACAAUCGUUUCCCGUCGGGAAGACUUUUGCUGACAUUUUCUGUCUCGACAGGCGACGAUUUCGAUAUCGGAGACGGUAACAACACGAUCGGCGAUGGAAACACGAUCGAAAUCGGCGACCGCAUUACAGAAGUAACAAACAUCAAUGUGGGAUCUGGCAACCUCUCUGACAUCGGCAUAGGCUCCGGGAAAGGCGCCAGGAACUCCACAGGGAACGCGACAGAGAUGAGCAUCAACAUCAAUUUACGUGUCAUGGUUGAAGAUGGUCGGGUCAGCGUUGGAGUUGUGUAA
This is a messenger RNA of Colletotrichum godetiae, 549 nucleotides long. RefSeq lists its product as uncharacterized. The transcript has a single exon. Lineage: Eukaryota; Fungi; Ascomycota; Sordariomycetes; Glomerellales; Glomerellaceae. Bases 1 to 549 code for a protein of 182 amino acids. The record is from RefSeq and is a predicted model, not a curated record.